Molecule: messenger RNA, 1899 nt
Organism: Olea europaea var. sylvestris
Lineage: Eukaryota; Viridiplantae; Streptophyta; Magnoliopsida; Lamiales; Oleaceae
Product: vacuolar fusion protein MON1 homolog
Exons: 14
Coding region: 111-1637 (508 amino acids)
Biological process (GO): protein targeting to vacuole; vesicle-mediated transport
Source: RefSeq, a predicted model, not a curated record
UCCCAAUCAUUUUAAUCUAAUUCACAACCAAAUUUCUCCUCCUCCAUCAUUUUCUCAUUUUGAUAAUCGAACUAAUAUCUUCUCAAAAUCCCCCAAUCCUUUUUAUAGCAAUGUCCUCGGAUUCCGGUUCCGACAACGAUGAUCAAAACCCUAAUUCGAUCCUGAGCUCGAACUCGGGUUCAAUUGAUACUUCACUCGAUGCAACAGAGAAUCAGCUGGAAUCAAUCUCAAUUACCUCUCAGACCGAGGCGAGAUCAUUUAAUCAACGAGAAGAGCAAUUAAUGUUUACCAAUGGAUUAUUAACUGAAGAAAGUGGGUCAAAAGUAGCUGAUGAAUUCAAGAAGGAGCUGAGUGACAGCAAAUUGAUGGAAGAAUCGUCUUCUGGGGUGAUUAUGAACUCGUCGUCUGUCUGGAGAUAUAGUAGUUUAGAGGCGGAAGAAGUGGAGUCACCUUCUAGUCCGAGUAGCAGCGGCUAUGCAGGCGAAAGAGGGAGUAGUAAUGGUGCCACCAGUUUAGGUGAUGAGGAGAUUCACCAUGAUUCAAUUUGUGAGGCUAGGAAUGCUGGAAUUUUGAGUUCUCAGGAGCAGUGGGUUCCCAGGGAACGUGACCUCAAUGAGGAUGAUGCUUCAAUUUCAUGGAGGAAAAGGAAGAAACACUUUUUUAUUUUGAGUCACUCUGGAAAGCCCAUAUAUGCUAGAUAUGGAGAUGAACACAAACUAGCAGGAUUCUCUGCAACUUUGCAAGCCAUCAUUUCCUUCGUGGAAAAUGGGGGAGAUCGGGUUAAAGUGGUAAGAGCUGGGAAACACCAAGUAGUGUUUCUUGUGAAAGGACCAAUUUACUUAGUUUGCAUAACCUGCACAGAAGAGCCUUAUGAAUCGUUAAGGGGACAACUGGAAUUCCUCUAUGGUCAGAUGAUUCUUAUCCUCACAAAGUCUUUAAAUAGAUGCUUCGAGAAGAAUCCCAAAUUUGAUAUGACACCUUUGCUUGGAGGAACAGAUGUCGUCUUUUCCUCUCUCAUUCAUUCUUUCGGUUGGAAUCCAGCUACUUUUCUCCAUGCAUACACAUGCCUUCCCCUUGCUUAUACAACAAGGCAGACUGCAGGUGCCAUCUUGCAAGACAUAACUGAUUCAGGGAUCCUAUUUGCAAUAUUAAUGUGCAGACACAAGGUUAUCAGUCUUUGUGGUGCACAAAAGGCUUCUCUCCAUCCUGAUGAUAUGCUGUUACUCUCCAAUUUUGUUAUGUCUUCUGAAUCAUUUAGGAUGUCUGAAUCUUUCUCACCCAUUUGCCUGCCACGAUAUAAUCCCAUGGCUUUUCUAUAUGCUUAUGUGCAUUAUUUUGAUGUCGAUACCUAUUUGAUAUUGCUUACUACAAGUUCAGAUGCCUUUUAUCAUUUGAAAGACUGCAGGAUUCGUAUUGAAGAUGUACUUCUGAAAUCAAAUAUUGUAGUUGUGUUCUUCCAAUCCUUAAACAUUGCAGUGCUACUCUGCUGGGUUACACAAGAUUUUGAACUAUAUGCAGCUUUUGAUCCCCUUGCUGACAAGGCUUUGGCAAUAAAAACAUGCAAUCGGGUUUGUCAAUGGAUAAAAGACGUAGAAAAUGAAAUUUUCUUGUUGGGAGCAAGUCCAUUUUCAUGGUGAUUUCCCCAAUUACUAUGUACAUGAAAUGUAUUCGACGUUCUCUAUUAUUUAUCCCUUCUGUUUUGCCUUUUACAUAGAAAUUAUUUUUAAUAGGCUCUAUACGUGCUUGAUUGUAGUUAUACUUGUACCUUCUUACACUGCACUGUACGCGACUUGUAGCUCUCGACUUUUCUUAUCAUUUUAUGAGCAUCUUGUAUCAAUUUGAGGCUCUUAGAACAAUUCUCCUUUGCUUUGUGUUUAACAAAAUUGCAGUUUAUUUGUA